AUGCUCUUUCUGCCUUUUUGGAGCUGUUAUCUGCCAAGUUGCUUGACUCUGUACUCAACUUUGUGGCCGAUCACCGGCAAGUCCACCAGCAACUCCAGCUGUGGCAAUCCAUAUUACCCGAGAUCAAAGUUGAACCAUGCAGAGGAGAAGCAGAUAAAGGACGAGGGUGUGAAGAAUUGGUUGGACGAUCUCCAAGACUUUGCUUACGAUGUGGAUGACAUCUUGGACGACUUCGCUUACCAAGAGUUACGUCUCAAGCUCCAAAAAACUCGAGCACAAGCCAGCACUAGUAAGGUACAGAAACUCAUUCCAACCUGCUGUACUGGUGGUUAUUUCUCUCCAAUCUCUUUUAUGUUCAAUGCUAAGAUGAUUUCAAAGAUAACAGCAAUCACUGAUAGACUGAAUAGUUCGAACACUCGAAGAAGUAGUUUGGGGUUGAGUGAGAUCAUGUCUCAAGGCGCAACUUCCAAGGGAAAGAAACCCAGGCUGCAACCAAUUUCCUUGAUGGAUGGAGCUGUGGAUAACAAUUCCGAUGGAGUUUGUGUCCUUUCCAUUCUUGGCACGGGAGGGAUGGGGAAAACAACUCUUGCUCAGCUUGUUUACAAUGAUCCCAGCAUUAAGGAGUCUUUCGAUCACAAGUCCUGGGUAUGCGUUGCUGAUGACUUUGAUGCUGUUAACAUAACACAGACGAUUUUAAGAUCCCUCGAUGCUGACUCACGUGAUGAGAAUGACUUGAACUUGCUUCAAGUCAAGUUGAAGGAGAAGUUAUCCGGAAAAAGGUUCUUGCUUGUUUUGGAUGACAUUUGGAACGAGAGUUACAGUGAUUGGACCAUCUUACGGGCUCCAUUUGCAGCAGGAACCAAGAUUAUUGUAACAACUCGACUCGAAAAGGUUUCAUCUAAUGUAGAUUCGGUGAAAGCGUUUUACUUGGAUAAACUCUCGCAUCAUGAUUGUUUAUCCAUAUUUGCUCAGCAUGCAUUGAAAGCAAGAAGCUUUGCUGGGCAUCUCCAAUUUAAAGAAAUUGGAGAGAACAUAGUGAGAAGGUUCAACGGCUUACCUUUGGCUGCAAAAGCCAUUGGAAGCUUAUUACGCACAGUUCAGGAUCAUAGUGAAUGGGAAAAAGUAUAUGAGAGCGAGAUAUGGGACCUACCAGAAGAUCCAUGUGGCUUAAUUCCAGCUUUGCGAUUAAGCUACCAUUAUCUUCCCCCUCAUUUGAAACGAUGCCUUGCAUACUGCUCCAUAUUUCCUAAAGAUUAUGAAUUUGAAGAAGAAGAGAUAAUCUUGUUAUGGAGAGCAGAAGGUUUCUUGCAAUCAAAAGCUAAAAUUCAAGGCAAAGGUCUUGGAAAACAAUAUUUUCAAGAUCUAGUGGCAGGGUCAUUUUUUCAAAGAUCUAGUAAAGACAAAUCCCGUUUCGUGAUGCAUGAUCUUAUGAAUGAUUCAGCUCAAUUAGUUGCAGGAGAAAUAUGAUGCAGACUGGAGGGUGAAAAGCAACAAAAGUUUUCGCAUCGUUCUCGUCACUCAGCUUAUGUUAGCGAUGAUCGGUUUCACGGUGUAAAGAAGUUUGAAGCAUUUUAUCAAAUGACUUCUUUACGUACUUUCUACCCUUACCCUUAAUGGCUCCAAGAUAUCAGGUAUUCUAUUUAACUAAUGUUGUCUUGGAUGAUUUAUUGCCAAGACUUAGCUACUUAAGGGUUCUUUCUUUGCGUCGGUUUAAGAUCUAUGAUUUGCCCGACCUUUUUGAAAAUUUAAAACAUCUACGCGACUUAAAUUUUUCGAGGACCCUAAUCAAUUCUUUACCUGAUUCUUUGUGUACUCUUUAUCAUUUGGAGACUUUAAUAUUAAGAAAUUGUUCAAAGCUCAAAAGUUUACCCUCGAAGAUCGGAAACCUUGUCAACUUGCAUUUUCUUGAUAUUAGAGGUGCGGGUUCAAUAAAAAGGAUGCCCUCCGGAUUUGAUCAGCUCACCAAACUUCAAAUCUUGUCUAAUUUUGUUAUAGGGGAAGGAGAUGGACAUCUUAUUAGAGAAUUGAAAAAUUUGUCAAGCCUUAGAGGUAAUUUUUGUCUUUCCGGAUUGGAGAAUGUUAAUGGUCAAGAUGCCAGGGAAGCUAAGUUAAAUGAGAAGCUAGGGAUUGAUGGGUUAGUACUGCAAUGGGGUGCAGACUUGGCGAAUAGUACAAGGAAAAAAAGAGUUGAAGAGCGAGUGUUGGACUUUCUUCGUCCUCCGAAACAGAUUGAGCAACUCAUUAUAGAGAAUUACGGGGGUGUAAAAUUCUCGUCUUGGAUAGCAGAUUCUUCCUUCGAGAAUUUGUCGUCUUUGAAGCUUCGCAAUUGUAAAAACUGCAAAUCACUACCAUCAGUUGGAAGGUUGCCAUUGUUAAAAGAUCUUUCAAUUAUUGGUUUCGAUCAAGUAUAAAAGAUUGGUGUUGAGUUCUUUGGAGAAAAUCAAUUGAAUCCAUUUGCAUCAUUAGAGAUUCUGUCUUUUGAGAGUCUUCCAAACUGGAAGGAGUGGGACGCUUGUGAAGGAAACGAGAAGGUUUUGAAACUCCCAAGUCUUCGUGAGCUUUCAAUCAAAACCUGUCCUCAAUUGUUGGGAAGGUUGCCUACCCAUCUUCCUUCCUUGCAAAAACUUGAAAUUCAUGGCUGUACGAGUUUGGUAGUUUCAAUAUCAAGUUUCCCGUCACUGUGUGAAUUAAGUACAGAAGGGUGUGCAGAACUGGUGGAUGAUUGCUCUUCUCCUGCAAAGGAGGUUUCCUCUUUGCAAACUUUAUCUCUUUCUAACAUUUCAAAGUUUAAUAUUCCAGCGGAUAGGACAAUGUUGAGGUUUGGAAACUCAGAACAUUUUGAAAUUCAUGGUUGGGAGGAGUUGGCAUCUCUGUCACAGCAUGGGUUGAGUUUAGUUGGACAUCGUUUCAUUUUCGUUUGGCGUUGUCCUCGACUGCAUUCUUUGGAAGCCGAUGAAGCCGAAUUGCAACCUAACAAGAUUUCACGUGUUGAAUCUCUGAACAUAGCUUCUUGUGAUAGGCUCAAUAGAUUGCCACAAGUCCUACAUGACCUCACAUUCCUUACAGUGAUGAAAAUUGGUAAUUGUCGAGGCUUGGUUUCUUUUGCAGAGAAUAACUUACCUCCUAAUUUAAAAAAGCUGAAGAUUGAAGACUGUGAGAAUUUAGAGUAUUUGGUUGAUGAAAAAGAAGAUAAUAAGAGUACGAGUAGUACCCUCUGUCUUCUUGAGGACUUGGAAAUAUUUGAUUGUCCAUCUCUAAUGUCUUUGUCAUCGAAGGGGCACAAAAAUAUUUGCAAUCAGCUUCAAUUUCUCCAAAUUACUGAAUGCUCAAAGCUGAGUUGCCUAUUUUCAAACACCAAGUUUCCCAUAACGCUUAAAUAUUUGAGAAUUUCGAGAUGUCCAAUGUUGGAAUACAUAGCCCAGGAGUUUGAGGAAACAACUUGUCUUGAAUCUAUUGAAAUUGCAUUUUCUGGAAUUAAAUCUCUACCACGAGGACUUGACAAGCUCAUCUAUCUCCAGAAGAUUUUGUUGUAUUCGUGUUCAAAUUUGGUUUCUUUUGAAGAAAGUGGGUUGCUCACCACCAGCUUCAGAGCUUUCGAAGUUGGUUACUGUGGAAAUUUUGGAGCCCUUCCUAAGAGCAUGGCCCGCAUCACCUCCCUUGGACGAUCAAGAGUGCACAACUGUUCGGCUAACAUAUCAUUUCCAUCGGAGGGAUUCCCUGCCAAUCUCACAUCACUUAAAAUCUCAAACGCACCCAAAACUUAUAGGUCACUUGUGGAAUGGGGAUUAAAUAGACUCACCUCUCUUCAAGCAUUGACCAUCGGAGGUGGAGGAUGCUCAAACGUUGUGUCGUUCCCAGAAGAAGGGAUUGGAAUGAUGUUGCCUCCUUCUCUCACCCGUAUCAAGCUUUUCAAAUUUGAGAACCUGGAAUUCAUGUUAUCCGAGGGCUUUCAAGACCUCGCCUCUCUUAAAGAAUUGGUGAUCGAUAAUUGUCCCAAGCUCACAUCUCUUCCGGAAAAAGACAUGCUUCUCUCGCUUGGAAGUUUAUGUUUUUACAGGUGUCCGUUGCUGAAAGAAGAGUGCUCAAGCGAUAAAGGACGAGAGUGGUCUAAGAUUUCCCACAUACCCCUUGUUCAAAUUGAUUUUAUAAGUGUCAUCCCAGGGGAAUCAAAUUGAAAGAUGAGCUGCAAAAUCUGUGAUUGGUUUCUUCAGAGUCAUGGGACAGGGAUUGAAAACUAAGUUGGGGUGGAAGUGGGCUUUCAGAAAGAUCCUUUGAAGGAAAAGUAAAAAGAUGUCACUUCUCUUCGGUAUUUGUAUAUAACCAUCCUGAUGCCAUUGAAGAAUAUUUUGGAUUCUUAGAUGUGAUGAAUUUGGUGAUAAAAGCUAAAUCGACGAGGUAGUGUUGAUUUCAAAAGAUCUUUUCAAGAAAACUAAUGAAGACAUGGGGUAGAGACUUGGAGAAUAUACAAGGAAAAAAGAAGUAGAAGAGCGGGUGCUAGACUUUCUUCGUCCUUAGAAAAAGUUUGAGCAACUCAUCAUUAAGAAUUGCGGUGGUGCAAAAUUCUCAUAUUGGAUGGCAGAUUCUUGUUUCAAGAAUUUGUCAGUUUUUGAAGCUUCGCAAAUGUGAUGAAUUUGAGUACCCUUUGUUAGACAUCGUUCAAUACAUGAGAGUGCUUUUGUAGCCGUUGCUUCGUUGUGGACUACACAGGCUAACACUCAAACCACAGGUGAAGAAAGCUAAACUGGUGAGGUAGUGUUCAUUUCAAGAAAAUUAAUGAAGGCAUUCAACUGAGCUAGUUUAGCUUAUUUGAUUUUUAUAAAGAGGAUUGUGGAUACCAUCCUGGUGACAUUGCUAUGCCAAUCCUAAAUUCAUUCAAUCUACAAUGUAUAAAUGUUGAUGAGAUGUAAUUGGCAUAUUGUGAUUGAGUGUCCCUUUGCAAAAUUACCACACUUCAAUGGGUGGAAUUUGUGAUUGAGUAUUUUGUAAAAGGCUAGUAAAAGGGUGGGUGGUGUUUUAGUAUUUUCAGAGAGCUGAAGUGAUGUUUGUAAACUUCUCUCUUCGCUUUGGGGCUUAAUUUUGCAGUACCAUUAGGUCACCGGUUUUUCUAUAAUGUGAGCUUUGUCUAUUGUAAUCUUGUGUUCACUUUUUUAUUCUGGUAGUGGAUGUAGGAAUUAUUUCCAAACUACCUAUAUUAUUAUUAUCUUUAAUAAAAAAAAUUUAUUCAAAUUUAAUUUUAA
Messenger RNA from Gossypium arboreum, 5237 nucleotides. Its product is annotated as putative disease resistance RPP13-like protein 1. Gene Ontology annotation, molecular function: ADP binding. The coding region runs from base 1 to 1467 and encodes 488 amino acids. The transcript is spliced from 7 exons. Gene Ontology annotation, biological process: defense response to other organism. The record is from RefSeq and is a predicted model, not a curated record. Lineage: Eukaryota; Viridiplantae; Streptophyta; Magnoliopsida; Malvales; Malvaceae.